CUCACAGUUCCAGUUUCCAAACCCAAGAAUCUACGUUCGGUCCACACAAACAUCAAAGACGGCGAUGUUACAAACAUUUCUGGUAUUGACCCUGGUGGGCUUCAGUGUAAGUGCCCCUCCGGUGGAUUCUGCAGCAUAUGACCCUGAGAAUUAUGAUGUGGACUCGGAUACGUGGGACCUGAAUACAUAUGGAGAGACAUAUGAUUAUGAUGAUCUGGAUGAGGAGAUUGUGGUUGGGACGCUGGCUCCUCCUGUCACUCAACCACCUGCUAUAGUUCCUCACCCGGACUAUGUGGAGGAAUUGACUCUGCCACCCCGUCCAACAAAAUCACCUGCCCCUUCCACCCUGGACUUCCGUGCACCGGGACUGUUUGGUCCUGACACAGGCUUAGGACUGCCCACUUGCCUGCUGUGUGUGUGUGUCAGAGGCAGCGUGUACUGCGAUGAUUUGGAGUUGACUCAGAUUCCUCCUCUUCCUAAAGACACCACACACUUCUAUGCUCGCUUCAACAAGAUCACUGAAGUCAAGGCUAAAGAUUUCAUCAAUCUCAAUCAGCUGCAGAGGAUUGACCUGAGUGGAAACCAGAUUAGUAGAGUGGAUGAGGAUGCUUUCCGUUCACUGUCUCAACUCCAGGAUCUUAUUUGGGCUGACAAUAACAUCCAGGCCCUGCCAGAACUCCCAGCCAGACUGAAACAAAUCGAUGUCCGGAAUAACCAGCUGAGGAGUGCCGGCAUGCAUGCUGAGGCUUUUAAGGAAAUGAAAGAACUGCAGUUUCUGUAUCUCUCCAAUAACAAGUUAAACUACAUUCCUGUACCCCUGCCUGAUACCCUAAGAGUACUUCACCUGCAGAACAACAAUAUCCAGAGCAUAAGCCAAGACACUUUUUGUAACAGUCAUGAUAUGAGCUACAUACGGAAAGCCCUGGAAGAUAUCAGGCUCGAUGGAAACCCUGUGGACAUCAAUCUCUAUGCACAAGCUUUUUAUUGCUUACCGCGUCUACCUGUUGGCACUCCAGUUUAGCAGAAAAUGUCUCAUACUUUUUUCUAGUUUGUGUGUGUGUAUUAUCUGUCAUCUUUGAACAGAGUAUUUGAAUUAUCUUAGGUACAUUUCUAAAAAUCUCACUAGACAAGAUCAGUCAUGACACAGGAAGUCAGAGCAAGAAUAUAAAGUGAAACGCUUGUUCCCUUUUUCACCACAAAGUGGCGCCCUUUUCCACUUUCUGCUGUUUUGGGGCAACGAUUUGUGCAUUUCUAAAGCCCUUCUUCACCUGUUAAGAGAUUUCAUUUAAUCUCAUAGUGAUUCUCACUCUUUGAGAUCAUCCAGCUCUUUAUUAAUGACAUUAUGCUUGAAUCUCUCAGUGGCUGUUUUUCAUUCAGAAGUUUGUCAGGAAGUAUACAGUUACAUCUAUUUUUAAAUCAGUUUCUUCAUGUCUACAGGUUACUUAGCAACUGUCAAAUAUUUAUAGUUUGACAUUUACCCUUGCACACGGUGUGAUACCCCUAGAUGAUUUGCACUGGAAGUUAAGCACCUGUAAAGUCGCCAACAAAUUUAAUCCCAA
Messenger RNA from Triplophysa dalaica, 1559 nucleotides. It is a transcript of the gene optc, whose product is annotated as opticin. Gene Ontology annotation, molecular function: protein binding. Lineage: Eukaryota; Metazoa; Chordata; Actinopteri; Cypriniformes; Nemacheilidae. The transcript has 7 exons. The record is from RefSeq and is a predicted model, not a curated record. Bases 65 to 1021 code for a protein of 318 amino acids.